AUGUCGUCUCUCCCACCGGAUUUCGUCAAAGCGGAAAUCGACGUAUAUCUGACUUACUUCCACGAUCAGCCGUACUGUCUCUUCUCCCGUGACUGGCUUGUCACCCACGGGAGGUUGCUCCCUGCGGAGAUCGCAUACCCGUUGGUCGCGCUGACAUCCCGCCUGUCCGGAUGCUCUCCUCUCCCUCUAGGAACGAGCAGGGCUCCCGCGGAGUAUUGCACCGAGAAAGCCUGGGAGAUCCUAUCUCACCACCACCGCAGUGGAAAUGUUGGGAUGUCCGUCAUGCAGGGCACCUUCCUCAUGGCGCAGGUCGAUUUCGCGGACGGGCGCCUGCACCGCGCGUAUCCGGCCGUGGCCAUAGCCAUACGAACCCUCCAGUCCGCCGGGCUGAAUAAAGACCGCUACGCGCAUUGCUUGAACACCCCCGCAUCGGAGGAGCGCAUCCGUCUCACCUGGGCCUUUUUCAUGCUGGACCGCAGCUACAACGCCUCGCGCAAUUACUCUCUCUGCCUGUCCGACAAGCACUUCACACUUCCCUUCCCGUCGCCUGACCCGACCGCCGCCCAUCGCGACCCACACUCGCCCAUCCGCGGCAGAUUGCUGGACGGCCCCAGUAAGCAGGGAGAGAAGGUCGACCACGGCGUCCUCGCCUGCCUCAUCCGUCUCUAUUCUAUCUGGGGCAAGACGACCGAGUACGUAUUCGCGCCGUCGGAUAAGAACGCCCUGCCCCCCUGGCAGGCCGGGUCCGCCAUGGCCCGUCUCGAGUCCGACUGGUUGCAGUUCGAGACCCAUUUCGCCGACGCCCACCGCUACAUCCAGGUGGACUUUCAGCGACGAGCGCGCGAGGAGCCCCAGGCCCGGGGAUAUCUGGCGACGUGGCUGUACGUCCAGUUCCUGUUCCAUUCCGUCCAGGCUUUCCUGCACCACCCGUUCGUCAUCAUGGUCAAGCUGCGCCAGAUGGACGGCAACAUCCCCAACACCUUUCUGCAGAAGUCCUACGAGAGCUCGCUGCUCCAUUCGCGGUGGAUCGCCCGCUUCGUCCGCGAGAUGUCCGAGGUGGGGUUCUGUCUCUACGACCCCUUCUUGGGCUAUCUUGCCGCUAUCGCGGCGACCAUCCAGCUCGAGCACACCAGCAGUCGGAACCAGCAGGUCGCCAGCUUGGUGAAUAAGGACUUUCGCACUUUGGUGCAGUUCAUCAAUGGCCUAUCCGCUCACUACGACAACAUGGGCGUGCUGGCCAACCGCGUCAACGAGCUAGCCACUCGCCACAAGAAUUACGGCUCCCUGUACUACACGCAAGACCGCUACUCAGGCGCCCUGUCGCGCAUGCCUACCCCGUCUAACAUCCCCCACAUGUCCCCCGACGACGAGUCUCUCAUGUGGGACAUUCUGGACCUCAGUUCGUGCGUACCCCCGACGGACACGACGCCCCUCGGCGACCUGGCCCUCCCGCCGAACCCUCCUGCGCGACAGCUGCUCUCUGAAGCGCCCGUGACGCCCACGCCGUCCGACGACACCGUCCACGUCCGACCUGCGGACCACCGUGCGACUUUGCCUCCGCUGUCGUCGCAGGACAUGCCGACGCUCUACGGGCUUGAUCCGGAUGGGAUGACCGUGCCGGGGUGGCCGUUCGCUCACCGGAAUGCGAAUGAUGGACUUGAGGCGGGCAUUCCGGAUAUUCCGGAUUGGUUGAUGUUGGGGGGGUAUGAGCAGCUCUGA
This is a messenger RNA of Aspergillus campestris IBT 28561, 1719 nucleotides long. RefSeq names its product fungal specific transcription factor domain-containing protein. NCBI's taxonomy places the organism in Eukaryota, Fungi, Ascomycota, Eurotiomycetes, Eurotiales, Aspergillaceae. Gene Ontology annotation, biological process: DNA-templated transcription. The record is from RefSeq and is a predicted model, not a curated record. Bases 1 to 1719 code for a protein of 572 amino acids. The transcript has 2 exons. Gene Ontology annotation, cellular component: nucleus. Gene Ontology annotation, molecular function: zinc ion binding; DNA binding.